AUUGGAGAAGAAACGUUAUUUAUCUUAAAAAAAAUAAAAGCGUGUUGGAGAAGUUCUUAGUAAAAAAAAUUGCAAACUUGCAACCCAAACGGCCCAUAUUCGGAGUUUUCUCAGAAAUCUUUCAAGAAGUAUGCUUUUGUUUGGGAGGGUUGGAAGUUUUGAUUCGUAUCAACGAUAGGCGAUGAAAGAACCAUCGGAGACGAAGCACCCUAACAGUACGGAAAGGAACUCGAAAACGAAAGGGAAGAGCAACAAUUUUGAGUUUUGUAAAGUAUGCAAGCUCAAUCACAAUCUAGGUCGCCGCCAUAACUACCUUCCUAACCACGUCAAAUCACUCUCAUCUUUCCUAUCUCGAUUUCAGUCCAAACUCUCUGAUGUACGGUUUUUUCUUAAGAACCCUAACUUACUUCGUCCAGAGCUUGCAUCUCGCAAGAGGUUUUGGUGUGUCUUUUGCGAUUCUGAUGUUGCGGAGAACGACAGUUCUUUUGCCUGUGAAAAUGCAAUCAGCCAUCUUGCAAGUGCAGAUCACUUGAAAAACUUAAAAAGUUUUAUGUGGAAACAUGGUGGAGGAAUGGAUCGAAUUGAUGGUUUCCGGAUUUCAGAGGCAGAUAUUGCUAAGUAUGAAAAGAAGUGCAUAUCAAUGAAGAACAAAGGUGCUAGUGAACAAUCUCAUGGCCCUAUGAUUGGACCUUCAAAUGAUAUCCACAAUGAACUGAAAUUUGAUUAUGUAUCCCAUUCAGAUAUGUCUGGAGUUUAUGAUGACAAAUUGUUGCUGUUGGGUUCAAAUGCAAAGCAUUCAAGUAACUUAAAAGGUAAUGCAGGGAAAAGUUGCUUAACUGAUGGUAAUCUUCACAAUAAACCGGGGAAGAUAUGCCAGGUAUAUGCACAGAACAGGGAAGCUAAUGGGGAUGAUAGUUCAGCAGGUUUGCAGAAGCUCACUCGAAUUUCUUCUUCAGUCCAUGAAACGGACACCGGAAACGUGCAUUCCGGAGCACCCCCUCCUUGGCUUAAUACAACGAACGGAAUUCAUGUUGAUCCUGGAAUGGAAACAGAUCCUGUGAUAAAACCUGUAAAAUCAAAGUUAAAUCCUAAAAGGGUUGGAGCUGCUUGGGCUGAAAAAAGAAAGAUAGAAAUGGAGAUGGAGAGAAAUGGGGAACUACCUGCUAACAGAUUUGAUGCCAGCUGGCUUCCAAAUUUCGGUAGAGUAUGGCAAUCAGGAAGCAGAAAAGACUCCCGGAAAGAAUUUCAGGUGGAAAAAAAGAAACCUCUUAAGGAUGAAAAAAAUCAUUCUGAUGAUUCAUCAUUGCAGUUGCAGCCUUAUAUAAGCAAACGAAUGCGCAGAGAAGCCAAUGAAUGAUUUCUUCUGCUAUGAUGACUUUGUAUUUUGAUGAGUAUAAAUUUCAGAGGCAAAAUGAGAAAUUGGUGGAUUGGAAUUGGCAACUAACAGGGUACGUACAUAUUGCAAGUAAAUUAAAAAACUAUGUCAAUUGUCGUAUUGAUAUUUGUGGUUCUUUAUGUAAUAACUAAUGGGGUUAAGGUUUUUUGGGUCAAACAAAAGAAGUCAUUGACAGCUGAUAACUUGAGACAAACCUUUAGUCUAAAUGCGGAAUCUUAGUAAACAAAGAUGUCUAUACGUGAUACUAAUAAUUUAUUUGACUAUUAAUAAAAUAACAAAUAAGCAUAUUUACAAGACAAAAUUGCAGAACGAUUUUUGAGUUUUGUUACAAUGCUAGUCCUCUUAUGAUUUCAAAUCCUUACAUGAUUGUUGGUUUUGUUUAACACCGUUAAUAACUACCAUUAAGUCAUUGUAAAGUCCAUUAUGUAAUAACUAAUGUGUUGUCUCAUUUCAUAAAAUUUCCUUUAAACAGAAAAACAUUGAGCCUCCAUUUUCCCCUAAGUAAUUAUAUAAGGUUCCUACUCGUUGGUGUUAAAAUGGAUUUUCUAGAAGUAAUUUGUACGAAUCAACCUUUCACAAGUCAUUUGUGGGUGGGUGGGUCAUCGGAGGGAGGUGGUGGCUAGAGAAAAUGAAAGUGUGUGGAUGGUUGGCCGGAACAGAUGAGUUAAUUUCAGCUUUGAAUGAACCCAUUUGAGAUGAUAUAUAAUUAAACGUUAAAAUAAAAUUAAGGGGCAAAAUGAUCAUUUUGCACACACUUAACUGUCAUUUGUUAAUGAUGUUAGAUUUAGGGACCAAAACAAGACGAAAACCACAAAAAUGACCAUUUUUACGAGUUGAAACUAUUUUGAACAUUAGACAAAGAAAAAUGAAAACCACAGGGUCAAUCGUAGUUUUGUCUAAAUUAUCAAAAGUAACUUUAUUAUUUGCCUACUAUUAUAUAAAAAACAAGUUACACAAUUGGUCCUUGUUGUUUACAAAAACUAGCGUGGUUGGUCCCUAUCCUUUUUUUUUUCUAUUCAAUUGGUCAUGUGUUUCAAUAUCUUGCAUGAUUGGUUCUUUACACAUGUUAAAUGAAAUAUAUUUUAGAAUCUUAAAGAAAACGUACAUAUAAGAAUCUUUCCACCGUUCCCAUUAAUCAUUAAGAGGUUAUAUUGAUAUAUCGUUUGGAAUCUUAAAAAACAAUGAAAAAUACUCCAUAGAAUACCCAAAUUUAGUGUAUAAACUCAAGUUGACAUCAUUAUGGAUGCAUUUGCUUUGUAUAACUACAUUUGUAGUAAGUCUGAUUAAGACCUUUACUAUUGUUGUUGUUGUUGUUGUUGAUGAUGUCAUACUUCUUAUA
Molecule: messenger RNA, 2735 nt
Organism: Lactuca saligna
Lineage: Eukaryota; Viridiplantae; Streptophyta; Magnoliopsida; Asterales; Asteraceae
Source: the annotation of a GenBank genome assembly